CCCAUAAUGGCGGAAAAAUGUCUGUAGCAAUUCAAGAAGAACAGAUGUAUAUAUGUAUAUGUUGACCAUGCUAAAUUCCAGAACUAUUAUAACAGGAAUAGUGGUAUUUGAAUUGUCAGAUAUUGGACCUUCUGCUACAGUGAUAAAAAAAUGUGGGAAAGCAGUCUUAAAGACAAAAUAGUAGAAAUGACAACAAUCAAAUGAAGAAAUUAAAACAAAACCAAAAGUCUAAUACUAGUACUGUGGAGCCAGAGGAGAAUGAAUUGUUGAAUACCAGAGAGAAGUACCAUAAAGAGAUUGCUAAAACCAAGAGGAAUAUAUUGGAAAGAAGUGAAAAGUCUGAGGUGAAAGAAGUCCAAGCCCAGGAUAAACAGGAUCACCUUGUUAAAGUUGUUGAUAUACAACAUUCUACAGUUGGAAAAAGUGAUGAUGAGUCAAAAUUUCAUGAACUAAGAAAAUAUUUACUCUCUGAUACGUCUGAUAAAGAAAGUUCUCCUACAAUUAAAGUAAAAUCACCAUCAAAGAAAAAACAGACUAGAAACAAAGACAAAAUGCUUGACAUAAGAUCAGAAGCAGAGAAAUCUCCGGUGAAAAAUUUUAGAUCCACUAGAGGGAGUUCUGUAGAAAAAAAGGACAAAGGAUCUCUUUCUCCUACAAAAAAAUCAAGUCCAAAUGUGAAACUAGAAUUGAACAAUAAAGACAGUCCUAUUAUUGGGAAUAAAACUCCCCUUUCUGCAGGUAAAAAGGUGAAACAUACACCAUCUCCAGAAAAGCUAUCUGUGAUAACACCAGAAUCACCAAGAACAGGAAGUCGUCAACGAUCACCAAAUCUUAGAUAUGCGGACGAUAUGGUUAUGUUUCCUUUGAAGUUACCAAAAAGGCAAAUCUUUAAGAAAGACAGUAAUACAGAAAAUUGCAAUAAUAAUGAUGUGUCAUUACCUAAAACUAGUCUUUCAACUGAAUGUCAAACUUCACAGUUGUAUUCAUUACUGACAGGAACUAUUCUGAAGAGUGAUUGUACAAAGGCUAAAAAUCCAACAGAAACAAACAAUUCUGAGAAACAAGUAUCAGAUAUUCAAUCAGUUAAUCAGAAAGUUGAAACCAAUAAUCUCAACGGUGACAUAUCUGACCGGUCGUGUGAAAUGACUGAUGCCGGAAAUAAGACUGAAAUAGAACCAACAGACACUAGUUCAAACAAAGUUUCAAUAAAUCAAGAGACUGAUAUCAAAGAAACCAUUCCUGAGGCUGUAAGUGAACCUAAAGCUGAAAAUUCUGACAAAGAUGUCGGAAAGCUGGAAGCAUUACAGAAUUUGUCAAAUGUGAUAGAUCAGAUCAUAGUAGAAUCUGUACAAGAAGACAUUCCAGCCUGGGCUGUCUAUGAAGAUAAACCUUUAAGACUACCAAGGAAACCCAGAAGGAAACGUAAAUCAUUACAAGAGAAAAUAAUUGAUGGAGAAUUAGGUUAUACUGUUGUAACUACUAUUAAAAGAAAGGGUCCUGUAGAGACACCAACCUCAAGUGGAGAUGAAGAUGAUUUAAAAGGAAAACGUAGAGUGACAAAACCAAUAUUGAAAAGGUCAAUAAUUAGGAUGUCACCUGCUCUUGGGUUGUUAGUUGGUCAUGAUGAAGAUGGGUUUACAAUGUUUGAUGAACACAAGAAGUCAAUGUCUGAUAAUGACGAUAAUGGAGAAAAUGAUGAAACUGAACAGAAAGAUAGAAAAAAAGGAAAGAAAAAGGAUUUGAAUUUGUUUAAAAUUGGAAAGGAACAAAAGACAAAUUCUGAUCAGAAACAAAUGCCUACCAAGUCUUCCUCAACUGUUAUAUCUGUAUCAAAACCAAUUUCUACUCAACCUCAGAUGAGGCUCAUCGGUAGUGCUGGUACCAAAGCAACUAUUGUGUCUGGAUCCCAGUCAGUGCCAUGCAUUAUUGUGCCAAGCUCAUCAACCAUUGGAGGACAAACAUUAUUAACUCUUCAGGGUUCAAAUGCAAGUAAUAUAAGCCUCAUUCCAAGUAACAAGAUAAGUUUAAUUGGUACACCUACCAACAAAGUUAUACCGACAUCUUCUAUUUCUCCUGUCUCUCCCAUUGGACCCCCUAUGGUAUCAAUGAUUCCAUCAUCUAAUGUAAGACCCGUGCAACCUGUACAGGUGGUGACUUCUGUACAAUCCAUGUUGAAGACACCAACUACUAAAACUUUCUUCCGAUUAUCUCAGGGACAGCUUAUCUCAUCAUCAGGACAACCACUUCUUUCUACAAAGGUACUGCCAGGAACCAAGGGCCAAAUAAUAUCAUCAUCUGGGAGUUCACUUCUUUCUACAAAGGUUCUGUCAGGAACCACAACUACUGCACAUACAUUCACAACUACAUCACCUGUAAUCAGCCUUGCUUCACAGUCUAAUCCUUUAAACAUACCUCCAAAUUCGAAAGUUCUUAUUUUAAAAAAGUCUGAUAUUCCAAAUACUUCUGGUACAAUACUUGUUAAUUCAUCUUCUCCAGUCUCUGGAAGACCAGGAAUGUCAUUGUUGAAGAAGUCACCAGUCACUGUAAGCAAACCUGAGUUAGCAUCUAUAACAACUAGUUCUAAACCAGUUGUCACUGAAAAAUUAUCUGUACCAGUCGUGUCGCCAAAAAAACCUAUAGAUUCUGAGUCGGGUCAAAGUUCUACUGAAACUCUCGAAAACGAACAAAAAUUGUUACCCCUGGAUGAUUUGAUCUCAAAAGUGAAGACAAAUAUGGAUUCUUCGGUACAGCUACCUAAAAUAUUUACAUCUGAUAUUUUUAUGGAUUAUGAAAGUGAAAACGAUAGUGAAAUGUCAGAAGGACAUGAUGAUGAUAUGGAAGAAGAACAAAAUGUUGCUAAUGAAACAAAACCAGAAAAAAAUGGACUUAUGGACAAAAGUGAAAUUGAUGAUUCUGUUGAUUUACAAGUUCAUUGUCAAGCGUCAGAUAAAGGACAGAUAACUGAUCCAGAAAAUUCAGUUAUAGAAAAUAAAGCUUCAAAGGAAGCAGAGGAUAUAGAAAAGUCACAAUCGGACAAAAAUAUGUCAGUCAAUGAAAUUGCUGACAAAGAGAAUGAGAGUAAUGAAAAUAAUUUGUCUGGCACUGAAAAAGACAUGGAAAUUGAAUCUAAACAAUGUAAACAAGCGGAUACAAAUUUAGAAAAUAUAAAGGAAGAUCAAAAUGUGACUGUAAAUUUAGGAAGUGGCUCAAGUAAAAUUAUUAAGUCUCCUGAUACUGUAACUGUAGUUGAAGUUAAAAUUGAGAUUGACUCUAAGUAUGUAGAUAAACCACAGAAAGAAAUACAACCAAAAACUAAUGAUGGAAAGGAUAAGGUUCAGUCAGCAGAAGUCAAGGCUGAUUCAGCUAAAGACCAAACUAAUUCAUUGCAAAGUAAAUUGAAGAAGGCCAUGGAGUCAUUAUCAAAUGUGAAAUCAGUUCUAGCUGCAAAAACUGAUGCAAAAUUUAACAAAGUGGACUUGAAACCUGAUUCACAGCAUGGUAGUGAAAAAGAACAAACAAAUAUGUCCAAGGAAAAAACACCUGAAACUGACAAUCAGAAUAAACAUAAAGAUUCAGAGACAGUGUGUGGUAAUUUGUCUGAUUUAGAAGAUCAUGGAGGAGAAUCUAAAAGAAAAAAUAUUUUUGAUUUAAUAAUGGAGGAUUAUCAGUCUCCAGGUAAAGAGGGGACAGUUAAAGAAUCUGAAGGAAAGAAAAAUGUUAUAGAAAUUCAGGAAAGUCCUGUGAAGAAAUCACCAAAUAAAGCUGUGAAUUCAGUGGAAAAAAUAUUAGAAAGUCCAGAAAACAUAUCUGCAGAGAGAUCUCUGUUAGAUGUAGGGCUAACACCAAAACCUGAGACAAAUGAUAUGGAUAAAGAUUCAAAAGAGGAAAAAUGUGUUGCUAUCAGUGAUGAAUUAUCACAUGAUAACAUUACUGAUAAAAAAAACUAUGACAAUGCUUCAAAAACUGAUGAGCAGUCUGAAAUACGUGGGGAUAUCUCUGUAGUUAAGGAAUCAAAGAACAAUGAUAAUCUGUCUCAAAUUGAUAAUAACUCCCAAGACGUUAUUUCAUUAGAUGGAUCAAGUAAAUUUGAGAAUGAAAUGGAAGUUUCAGAUGAUGAUAUUGAUAAGGUUCAAAAUGAAAUGGAUACUGAGUCGGAAUCAAAACAUUUAACAAUGGCCGAUAAACUUUUAGCUAAAUUCAAAAAAUGGGAAGAUGAAGAAAGUGUUCCUAAAACCCAUAUAACUAAAAUACCUCUCAAACUCAAAAUCUGUAGCAGUCCAGGCAAGUCAUUUAUUGUAUCUUCAUCACAUAGUUCAAAGAAAAAGAAAAUGACAAACAUGAGGAAAGUAGAUGGACGUCUUGUGCCUAUGAAUUCAACUCAACGAGAAAUUAAAGAACCAUUACCAAUGACUGUCUUGUUUAACCCUGAAACAGAAAUUAAAGAUAAACUUUCAGCAUUUAGUAGUCAGUCAUUAGAAAACUUCAUUGAAAAUUUGACAAUUGAGGUAAAAGAGGAUGAAAAGGUUGAUGAUGCGGACGAUGAUUUUGAUGAUGGUGAUGAAGAUGAUGAUAAUUUAGUUGAUGACGAUGAAGAUGAUGAUGAAGAUGAGGAUGAGGACGAUGAUGACGAGGAUGAAGAUGAAAAUGAAAAUAAUGAGAAUGAUAGUGAUAUGUCAAUGGAUGAACAUGAGCCAGACUUUGAUGAAAUUGAUGGUGUUUUGUUCAUGUCAUUUCCUAGUAAAAAUGCACUUAAAGCACAUGUUGAAGUGGAGAGAAGAACAAAAUUGGGAACUGAUGAGAACAUGUUGUUAGGUAUGACAAGAAUGAGAAACAUGAGACGGAAGCAAGGAUACAUCUUAUCAAAAUACAAUAAAAAGGUUGGCAAUAAAAUUUUAAAAGAUAAAGAUAAUAUUAGUCAGAACUUAAGAGGAAUGCAUAAAACUUUAGCUAAAUACCAAAGACUUUACAAACAGGAAUUACAAUGGUUAGACAGCCCUAAUGAGGAAGGUACUUUCAUGCAUAAAACUAGUGAUAUAACAAAAAUUAAAGGCUGGAAAAACAAGGUUGACAAUGUAACUGAUGAUGUGGAAAAUGCAAAAGCUGAAAUUGAAAAUGGAGGAAAGUUACAUUGGCGAACUGAAGCACGCCUUGCAAAAAAUCUACGUCCUGAUGAGUUGAAAGAAUAUGGUUUGAAUAUAAAAAAGAAACGUAGAAAGAAUAUAAUUUACACACAAAGGAAAGGAAUGUCUAAAGGUGAUCGAUCUCAAAAGUCAGAAAAUGGACAAGAAGAAAUAAUAUACGAAGAUUAUUCAAGGUCAAAUUCGAAUGACUUGAAUGACAUACAGUUUAUUGAUGAAGACAUAGAAAUAAACAUGACAAAGGAUGGAGAUACGGAAAGUCAUGCAGAUAUAGCUGAAGAAAAAGAUGAAAACAUUAUAUUUCCUUCUGACGAUGAGGUUCAAGAUGAAGAACUGGUUCGAAUAUAUGAUAGAGAGAGGAUGAAAGAGACUGAUAAGGUGAAAAACUCUGAGAGGCAAAGGAUGAUUUUUAAAUCAAAAACGCUGAAAAUGAGGUUGAAUUACAAUUUACAAGAUAUUCAGGUAAUCCGUAAGCUUGGAGGACAUAAUAUUAGAAGGCGUAAAAAUGCUGACGGGGAAUAUGAAGGGGAUUACACGGUUAUCAUGGAUACUUCUGCAAACAGUAGUAGGCCUUCAACACCAGAAAUAACACAGCAGGAAGAGCCUGAAAAGGAGACACCCCCUAAAAAAGGACGUAAACCAAAAUUAGAACUGAUGGCCUCAGUCCUUACUGGAAAUAUGGCUACUGCUGCAUGUACAGCCAUACCUAAAGAAUAUUCACGUAAAAAGCCUGUUGCAAAAAAGAUAAUAAAGGAAACUGAUGGUCUUUCCAAGUCACCUGAGUCUGGUCAGUUAACAACUUGUGAUAAACCAGAUCAUACUGAGUCCACUCAGAAUAGAAGUUGUCGAUAUGGAUGUAUAUGUCAUUUGUGCAUGUUUACUGAUCAAAGUCCAGAAGCUGAUCGUAAUGUUCUCAAAUGUGAAAAGGAAUAUUGUCGUCUUGGCUGCAUCUGUGAUAGUAUUGAAGCACAUAAGGAGAAAGACAAUGAACCACAUUGUGGAAAACCAGAUUGUAUGGUUGUAUGUUAUUGCGAUGAUUUGGCUAUGGAUGAAUCGAAAAAUAAAAAAGUUGAUGAAGAUUAUCGCUUCACUGGACAAAAGAAAACUGCCAAGUAUGCAGCUCUUCCUAAGAGGGAGUCAACCUACAGACUGGCAAAAAACCUUGAUGCAGUUAGUCGUAAAGCCAUGUUGUAUUACGAAUCUAGUGAGAUGUUUGUUGACCAAAAGAAAACAAGACGUCGUAAGAGCAAGGAAUCAACAGAUUCUCCACAAGUAUACAUGGAUGUUGAUGUGGCUGAUUAUGAACCCCUUCAACAGGUGUCCACAGUACCAUCAAAAUCAAGAAAGCAGGAAUUUUUAGUGCACAGACCAGUACCUAUAAAACCAAAGCCACAGUUGUCCUCAAGUAGUUUGGCCGGGAAAAGAGAUGAAAUGAUUGAUUUUAGCAAUAUAAAGAAUGAGAUAUCAAGUCAAGAGAGCUGGAACUUGUCUGACUUGUCUGAGUAUGAUGAUAUAGAAGUUAAUUCUGAUGAGGAUCUACAAACUACCACAUGUGCUCGUACAGCUGUAUAUAAUGCUGUCAAAAGAGAAAAGCCCCAGUUAGGAAUUACAUGUAACUGUGGGAAAUUAAGUCAUGGUAAUCAAAGGUGCAGUGCUGAUGAUGGAAAAUUCAACAUUCCUGAAGAUAUUUUGUCAAGUGGAAAAUGGCACACACAGUGGAUUUGUCUGAGAAGUAAAGGACACUCAUUGGACGAUACUACUGCUGAAGGUUUACGUCUGUUAGAAGUUAUAUCAAACUGCAAUUAUGAGGACUUCAAAGCUAAAAUUUUAUCUCGUCUGACGUCACAUAUAUCACAUUCGGAAUAUCCUCCGUUGAAGAAUUUUCUUGUGGGCGAGUUUAAAGUAUCAAUCUUGCCAAAGUCAAACAAACCUGCGAUUAUUCCACCAGAAGUGAUGGCAAAACUACCAAAUUCUGUUUAUUCCAUUAGAAUUCAAAUAAUAAAGGAUCCAUAUGUAUCAAAUCCUCAAAUAAUAAAUCUUAUAGAUGAUACAGAGAUCAAUGUUAAAGAAGUCAAAUCAGGACAUAUAUCAAAAAGUGCAUCCAAACUAGGAAAUAACUCGUUAUCUAUAGUCACACCAGUGGAGAACAAUAGAGCACAAAAUGCUGGAAAGAAAUUAGAUAGAAAUUCUGAAUUAGCAAAACAUUUACAGUCGGAUGUACAUCCAACGAUGACCCCAAUAACCUCAUCCUGUACUAUUGUAGCAGGUGGAAUUUCUGGACUAAGUCAGUUACAGAUAUCACGACCCAUAGGGAGUGUGUCAGGAUUCUCACCUGCUCAAAAGCCUAUUUUACCAGAUAAUGUCUCUAGUAAAAAUGUGUUACCUGGUAGCAUUGUAAAGAGCAUUCCUGUGUCUCUUUCUGGUCCAGGUGUAGUAGUAUCAACUGGUAGCAAUGUAAAUGCCAUCCCUGUAUCUCUUUGUGGUCCAGGUAUGGUAACUCCAGUUAUGCUGAUACCUGAUAACAGUGUGAGCUUAGGAAAUGCAGUAGUUAAAGCAGCUGUUCCAGUUACACAACCAAUGGCAGUUGAAGUUUCAUCAACUUUGACAUCCUCAACAUCUAUUGUUAUGGCAAACAAAUAUCAAAACUUCCCAGGUUAUGUGGUCAAAGGAGUAACUUCGAUUCCAAAUAUCAGUCCUGGCAUUACACUAAGUAGUAGUUUGCAAGAUCAACAAAAUUUGAAACAUAAACUUCCAGACCAAACAGAUAUUUCUGACCAGAAAAAAUUAAGGAUAGAAACUUCUCUGGGUCAAUCAGUUAAUACAACAGGGUCAUUGAUACAACCAAUACCAAGUGUUGGUGAAAAUGCUGAUACAUCCAUAGGACAGGUAUCUGUUUUGAGAUGUGUAGUUUGUAAUAAUAUACUGACAGCCGAGGAUAUAACCAGCUGGGUCUUAUCUCAGGAUAGUAUUCAGGAGAAAAUAUGUGUCAAAUGUAAAAGUGGACAAAAAGUGGAAACCCCCGUACUCCAACAAAAAUCAUUAUCUCAUCCUCAAAGCAGAUCUUCUCCAAUUGUAAUAGAUGCAGACAAUUCAAACAGCACACUGGCAGAAAAUAUAACACAAGAUGUUGAAAUGGUUGAGAGUAAAGAGUUGGUCAAAACUAUUGAGGCUGAGGCAAGUAAGAUUAGAAGUAUUGUGAAAGAGGUUGAUGAUUCAGCACUGCAGCUUGAUCUUGUCCAGGAUGAUGGUGAGUCAGCAAAUUCAUUGCAAGACGAAACAUUGCAAAAACAUUCAACAAAAUUUGAGGAAAAUCAGACAAAAACUAUAAUUGAUCUUAGCAGUGAUGAAGAAAAUACCACAGAUAAGUUAUCAGAUAAAAAUGAUAAAAGUGUAAAGAAAACAGAAAAUGUGAUAGAAAAUCAGUCAGAAAAUGAAGAAGAUGAAUUGGAGGCAGCCAUUAGAGAUGCACAAGAUGACUAUCGGGACAAUAUAGUAAGAAAUCUCAGUGAUGAUAAUGAAUCUCAGGAGGAGGAGUUAAACAAAAAUACCUCAGCUCCAAAGUCAAGUGUUAUUGUUAUUGACGAUGAAGAUGAUGAUGCUGUUACGUUAGAAAAACGUAAAGUUGAUCAUGGUGGAUCUGAAGGAUCAGCAGCCAAGAAGUCAAAAGAUGAAGAUGAGGAUGUUGAUGUCAUUAGUUUCUCAGAGGGAGAUUCUUUUGAAACUUCACUAUCUGAGUCUGAUAUUGUGACUUCUUCAUGGCACAAUUCUUCAUGUUCUCUUAAUAACGCCAUGCUGAGAAAGAAAAGAAAAGCACAGUUAGAUUUAAUACAGAAUAAACAGCUUUACCAAGCAGAAGUUAAGGAGGGAUUUGCAAGUUCAGAAGAUUACAGAAAGUAUAAAUUAACAAAGGAGAGAUCUAGAAGGCAAGAAAUGCAGAACCUUUAUAAAGAAAUGGCCGAUCUGGUUAUGACAGAAAAUGAAGUAGAAGAUCUUUCAAAUCAUUGGAAAGCAUUUCCAAAAACAAACAUUUUAGAUAAGGCUAUAGCUUGUAUUAAGACUGAAGCCUCAUCAAGAAGUCAAUUUAUUGGGAAAGUAGAAGCCUUUAAGAUAUACCAGAAAAAACUUCAAAAACGUCUUGUAGAGUUGAAAGAAUAUCAUAUUGGAAGAGGCAUCAGUAAAGAGAAACUAGAAUCCCAGCUAGACAAAAUUGCUGUAGUUUGUGGUAAAAUUUACGAUCAUCUUCCAGAAAUCAAAAAGCAUAUUAAAGACAAAAAAGGACCUGACAGAGCAUCUACAUCAAUGCCGCCACCAGUCAAACAAAAAUCUAAAAAGACCUCAAAACAAGCCAAGAGGUCCAAAGUAGCUACAUCUAAACACAAAUCAGCUGAGAUUUAUAUAGAUAAUCCAGAAGAGUAUGAAAAUGAGGAACAAAUAGGUCAAGUUGCCACACCCUUAUCUUCGUUACCUGGUAGUUACACAACCUCAACUCCUGUAAGGAUGCAAAGACCUGCACCUUCUCUUGGAGGUCCAUAUCUUCCAAGAUCCAAUGCAACAUUAACUUUACAAGGCACAAAUAUACAAGCUGUUCCAAUAUCAAGCAUACCUGCCGCAGCUAUUAAAGUUCAAAUGUCUAAUACAAGAGGCAUUCCGACUCCAAUUCCAAGAAUGUCAAGCAUUGCUAUAAGGUUUCCUGUUCAGGCUGUCCGAGUACAGAGUGCUAACUCUGUUCCUAUGCCAACUGUUAGUGUUCAAGGUCAAAGACCUGGUGCUAUACCAAAGAACAUUACUGUUCAAAGUGUGAACACAAUAGUUGGCACUCCACUUGCUGAAGGUGAUCCAUUACAAGUGAGAAGCAUUGUUCCUGCAAUUGUUCAGUCUUCACAAAGCAGUCUUAUUCCAAGUUCAUUAAGUAACGUAUUGGACCCUCUCAUUGUACCACAGAAUGUUACAACAUUUCAAAGUUCUCUAUCCACUCCUGUAGCAUCAGCUCUGGAAUCAUCUAGUGCAAAAGAUGGAAGCAUUCAUACCGAUAUAGUUCAGAAUUUAGGACAACAUUCAUCCACGUCAGGAUUUAGUGCAGUUCUUGGACAGAUAAUCAAGAAGAAUAUUGUUGAAGAAAUGGGUUCAGAAUUAGGGAUGGAGAAUAUUCAAACUUCUUUAAAUGUACAACAAAAAGAUAUUGUCAAAACAGUGGAAAGUAGUGCUCCAUCAAUUCCUCAGUAUGAUGUGAACUUGCUCAAAGAUCAGAUUCUUGAUGAUUCCACGGGAGAAUUAAUAGCUGUUGUAAUGAAUGAGGAUGACAAUGAUAGUAGCGAUAGCUCAUCAAAAAAUGAUGAAAAUUCUCAAAAUUCCAAAAGUAAUGAAGAUACAGCAGAGACCUCUGCUACUGUUGAAACUAUUUCCAAAACUGAAGAAUCUUGUCCUAAUUCAGAAGACAAGAAGGAAGAAUGUAGUGUAUCUUCUGAGAUUGACAAAAAGAUAAGUAAUCAGACAGAAGAACUUGAAACUGAUGAAGCACCUAAUAUUGAAUCUCUUUUAAACGACAUAAAAUCACUUUGUCAGGAAGAUGAAACACCAUUACAUCAACCUAGCCUGAAAUCUUCAAUAGAAAAACAGGAUAAUAAGCAGGACAAUAAAAUAUUGAGCAAGGAAGUGGAAUCUGAAAAUGUUUUACCAAAUAAUGAAAGACUAGAUCAAGUUGAUGGAGAUAUCUUUAAUUUUUCUGGUGCCAAAGAUAUAGGAAACUUGUCAGAGUCUGAUUCUAAUAAUAGUGCUAGGACAAAUGUGUAUAUGGAAGACUCUGAUGGCAAUGUAAGCAUUGCUGGUGAGAUCAGUGAUGGACCGGUAGACAAUGAAUCAAACACACCCAAGAUAGUAUCUGUUAUGUCUAUAUCUGAUGUUUUAGGUGAUAAUUUUAAAGAUAUUGAUGAACCAUUAGAGAUGGGUCCUGAUGGAGACAACAUGACUGCUCUGUUUAAUAAUGACAACAAUUGUUCUCUUUAAUUACUUUUGACUUGUAUUUUUAAGAUAUGAAUUUGAAAGAGCUUUCUUUUUUUUCUUUUUUUAGAAAUAGUUUGUCAUUUUCCUUAGGGCUGUUCAAUAAAAACUUAUAUGGGACCUAGGAAGGGCAGCUUGAAUUUGGUUGGUAUGAAAUAUAAUUUUGUACAUACAAGUUUUUGUGAUGUGUCUCCAAAAUAGCUUCUAUGGGUGGUUACUCUAAUUUCAAAAUGUCUUCCCUGGUACCUUUACGAUUAAAUGGAACAAAUCUUGGAAUUAAACGCAACAUUCAUUAUAUUAGAUUUUGUUUAGUGGGUCUAGAACCGACAGAUUAUGAGUUUUAUAUCUAAACGUCCAAUUCUUAUGUCUUUCUAAAAUAAUCAUUAUAAGCUUCUUGUCUGAGACAACUAAGUUUAUACUCAAAAUACAUAUGCAUGAUGCAAAUAUUACACAAUGCUGUGCUAAAUUUUGUAUAAGAAUUUCUAUGUAUAAAUCUAUUUGUAGUUGACUUUGAUAUACUUUGUUCUUGUUUUUGCAUCCACUGUGUUAUUAUGAGUAUAAGCUUUUAAACUGUUGGACAGUGGUGUAUUAUAAACAUGAUAAAGGAACAUUUAUUUUAUUUGGAAAGUGUUCAUGUUACUAAUAAUUUAUGUUUAACCAUUGUCUUAUGAAGAUAUCAUAUCUAUCUGUAAAACAUGUUUACUUUGUAAAUUCAUGCCAAAUUUCUUAAUGCCUUUUGGGAAUAAAAUUUAUGAACCCCAACUUCAAAGUGUAAAUAUAUUUACUUAGGAGAUUAUGACAAAGAAUAGUUUACAUGUGUAUUUUAAGGCCAGUGUGGAUGAUUUUCAUUAAUAAUGUGUGAAAUUAGCAGAUUACAUUUUAAGUCACAGAAAUUUCAUACUUAAAAACCAUAUUCAAUUGUGAUGAUUAUUAAGUUCUGAAAUUUCAUGAACAAAAAAGCUAUUUCAUUUAUGAUGAUAUUGCAUAGAUUUUUCAAUUGUUUCCUGUUAUUAGAAUUUUUUUCCGAGGAACAAAAAAAUCACAUAAUAACGUUUUAAAUGGAUUUUUUCUGUGAUAAAAUUUCUUCAUUCAUUAUAUUAAACCACAAUUGAUAUCAUUUUGUACAAAUUACCAGUCUGUCAUUAAUAUCUCUGAAUUGAAUAUUGUUUCACAUCUUGUGAAAAUUUAGCCAUUUGUAAUUAUACAGUCAAAAUAUCAUUUUUGUCACUAAACCAUUGUAUAUAAUGUCAACCUAAAUUAAAUUCUGAUACAAUGCUGA
Mytilus californianus (California mussel) is the source of this 12414-nucleotide messenger RNA. RefSeq lists its product as uncharacterized. The transcript has 15 exons. Gene Ontology annotation, molecular function: protein dimerization activity. NCBI's taxonomy places the organism in Eukaryota, Metazoa, Mollusca, Bivalvia, Mytilida, Mytilidae. Bases 201 to 11141 code for a protein of 3646 amino acids. The record is from RefSeq and is a predicted model, not a curated record.